CUAUAUUAUUGUUGUUCGUCGAAUAGAACAAAGGCAAGCAACACUAUGGACAACGAAAAGAAUGAGGCAGAAAGGAAAAGAUCACUUCGUGAUAUUUUGGUGGAUUUCAUGGGUUAUACAACGGGACAUGGAUUUGCAAGGCUCGUUGCUGCAACGUCAAUUGCUUGGAGAAUAUUCUGGAUCGUUGCUGUUUUGGGCGCAACUGGAAUGUUCGUCUACCAAGUAUCUGACCUGUUUAAAUUGUAUCUAGCACGACCUGUACAGACAUCUGUGACUGUUACCUUUGAGAAGAAACUAAAAUUUCCUGCCGUCACGAUUUGCAACUUGAACCUGAUAAAAAGGAGCAAAAUGGUAAUGCUGCCCGGGAAAUUGGUGGAAAAUUUCAAGCUUAACACUACCUAUUAUUACGUGGACAAAAAGAAAACCGUUAGCGACUCGACUAAAACUGAGACGAAAGGAAACGGAAUGACCAAUAUGACUGAAAGUCCAAAUCCAAAUAAACUUGUUAACAGUACUGAAAAACCGAUCCAGACUUUUUAUAGUGCCACGCAACCGAGCAAAGGUAUUAUUACUGAAAAACCGAGUACACCUAUCAGUUCUACCGCUGAAAGUAAAAGUAAAACUAAACUGAGGAAAAAACGGGAAAUAAAGAAAGAGGAAUAUCUACCACCUCCUGGAACCGAACCUGGAUACACGGCGUAUGACGCUAGUACAUGGGAAGACAAAACUGAUAAGGAUAUUCUCGAUGAAUACCCGCCUGAAGGUAAACUGAGCCAAGAAGCUAAAUUAAGAAUAAGGGUUGAAUCGUUUAUUGGUGAACAGGAUCCAUUUUCUCUAUACUCGCUUGGCCAUGAACAGCAAGACUUUAUAAAAAGUUGUACGUGGAAAGGUGUAGAUUGUGCAAAAGGAAAUCUAAGCAAGUUUUGGACUGAGAGUUGGAAUUAUAGAUACGGCAACUGUUUCACAUUCAAUGAUGGCGUAGAUGAAAAAGAGGCCCCACUUCGGGUUUUACAAUCAUCUAAACCGGGACCAUCUCAAGGUUUAGUUCUUAAACUCGAUAUCGAAGAGAAUGAAUACAUUGGCGAAUUGACAGAGGAGGCAGGUGUGCGAGUUGUUCUGCAUGAACCAGGAGUUAUGCGUUUUCCUUUUGAAGAAGGAUUUAGUGUCGCCCCAGGCAUGGCGACCUCGGUUGGAUUAACGAUAACAAAUAUGAAGAGAUUGGACAGGUUCAGUGAUGGGAGCUGUUUCGACGAAAGUGUCCAACUAGCUCCAAACAAUUUGUACAGAAGAAAAAGAAAUAUUACACGCUACUCUUUGCAGGCAUGUCUGAACUCUUGUUUGGGGGAAAGUCAAUUAGCCAUUUGUAAAUGCGCAGAAGCCGCCUAUCCAACAGACAAACCAUGCAAUCUUUUGAACCACAAAAAUAGGACGUGUUUGCAGAUGGUGAAAUAUCUUUUCAGUAAAGAUGAGCUACCUUGCAUCGAGAAUUGUAAGCGACCAUGCAGGGAAGACGUUUAUGAAAAGACGAUAAGCACAUCUAUGUGGCCAUCAAAAGCGAACCUGGAGUUUUUAUCAACGACCGACGCCGCCACGCCUAAUAGGAGCAGUGUGCUGUUGUUGAACAUAUUCUACAGUCAGUUGAACUAUCAUGUUAUUGAAGAAUCAUUUUCUUACGGGACAACAAAUCUUCUAGCUGACAUAGGAGGUCAACUUGGUUUGUGGAUUGGCAUCUCAGCUCUGACUUGUGGUGAAAUAUUGGAGUUGAUAUUUCAGAUUAUUACAUUUGCUUACAUGAAGUUCAAAUACCGUAAGAAAAUUCAAGUAAUUAGAAUAGGAGAUACCGUGAAACGAUGAGCACCAGCAGCUUCAAAGAAACGAAACGACGGAAGAAAGCGAGGAACUCGAACACAUAUUUCGACAACAACGAAAUAAAUAUUUACCAACAUUUAUAGGAUAAGCCUUGCAAAUAUGCAAAGAUUUUUUCAAUUUACUGUAAAUACGACGAUGAUAAUUAGUAUAUUGCAUACUGAUAUUUAUAUUUAGCAUUUAUAGACCAAGAGUGACCAGGAUUGAGCGAAAUAUUUCUGCAGGGCGAAGCACGAGGGUCAAAACUCGAAAUAUAAUAUAUAAUACCGAAAAUUUGAACAAUUGAUUUUAGUUUAGAUGUUCAGUCAGUACAUAAAAACAAAUU
Messenger RNA from Dendronephthya gigantea, 2191 nucleotides. RefSeq names its product degenerin deg-1-like. Lineage: Eukaryota; Metazoa; Cnidaria; Anthozoa; Malacalcyonacea; Nephtheidae. The transcript is spliced from 13 exons. Gene Ontology annotation, molecular function: ligand-gated sodium channel activity. Gene Ontology annotation, biological process: sodium ion transmembrane transport. The record is from RefSeq and is a predicted model, not a curated record. Gene Ontology annotation, cellular component: membrane. The coding region runs from base 46 to 1854 and encodes 602 amino acids.